Lates calcarifer (barramundi perch) is the source of this 1230-nucleotide messenger RNA. RefSeq names its product protein NCBP2AS2. The transcript has 2 exons. The record is from RefSeq and is a predicted model, not a curated record. Bases 217 to 522 code for a protein of 101 amino acids. NCBI's taxonomy places the organism in Eukaryota, Metazoa, Chordata, Actinopteri, Centropomidae.
AUAUUCUGCUGGUUGCAGUCUCCAACCUCACCGCUAGAGGCCACUAAAUCCCACACAUUGGUCCUUUAAGCCGCGAAUGUGAAACUAACUUCAGGCUCCGUCCACAGUCUGUUAUGUCACUCUCUACGCCCCAGCGGUCACCUGGUUCAUCUGAAGGCUGAAAUACACGGGACUGCUAAGUUAGCUGGGUUAGCUAAGAUAAUAAACACAAACAAAAUGCUCUCUCGCUUGUUAUUUACCCUCAUCAACAACCUCCAUGUCGUCGAGAAGCUGGCAGAGUCUCGUCCUAUUCGCAGGGCGGCCCAGAUCACUGCCUACGCCAUCACCAAGGCUCAGAUAGCCGGCCGGGACGCCUCGAACCAGGUCAUGCGGUCUCAGACGCUGCGGCAGGUGCGGGAGGAGGCCGGAAGAGUCCCCGGUGACAUGGGAGAGGUGGGCAACCGCCUCAGAAGAGUCCGAGAGACAUUUGUGAAUGAAGUGAAGGAAGGAUGGAAAGACGGCUCCAGACAGAUUAAGAAGUAAAGAGGACAGACUGGCUGUGGGAUGUUGAAGUGACUGAUAAUGAAACUUUUCUGACAACAUCUCUACCUUCAACCUGCUUGAGCAAUGCACUAAAACAGUGUGGUGGUUAACUGCAGCCAUCAAACAGUGACUUCAUGUUGGACUCGAUCAGGAAUUGUGGUUGUGAAUAACGUGGGUGUAAUCAAUGGCCAGAUAAUUUACGAUUAAACUGUGGGUAGCUCAAUAAAUUCACUGUAUUCACAUGUCUGAGAACACAUGGAAAUCUGUGUGUGUGUGUGUGUGUGUGUGUGUGUGUGUGUGUGUGUGAGUGAGUGAGUGAGUGAGUGAGUGCUGCAUCUUUCAGAAAGCCUGUACAAAAACAGGAAUGGUCUUGGAAAAUUAGAAGUGGUUGUCUGGAUUAAUGUGGAAAGGUUAAGUUCAUUUUUCUGAUGUAAGAUGACAAUUCCCGAUCAUUUGAAUAAAGACUACACCCCUUCAACUGCCUUGUAUUAAAAGCCUUUUCACAUUAAUCUAUGAACAAAACCACACAGCGAUGUCCAGUAUUUUAUUUUUAAUUUCCCUUCACCGAUCCUGCUGAACACCUGAUUUUUAUCUGUAUGUUAUCAGUGGAAAUCAUUUUAUCAUCUGAAAAGAGAGAGGGAGAAAGGUGAUGUGUGUACACAAUGAACUCAGUUCUGACUGUAUAAAUAAAGAUAAUUUAUAACUUAA